Messenger RNA from Gasterosteus aculeatus aculeatus (three-spined stickleback), 3699 nucleotides. RefSeq names its product Wilms tumor protein homolog. NCBI's taxonomy places the organism in Eukaryota, Metazoa, Chordata, Actinopteri, Perciformes, Gasterosteidae. Gene Ontology annotation, cellular component: nucleus. The record is from RefSeq and is a predicted model, not a curated record. Gene Ontology annotation, molecular function: DNA-binding transcription factor activity, RNA polymerase II-specific; RNA polymerase II cis-regulatory region sequence-specific DNA binding. Gene Ontology annotation, biological process: regulation of transcription by RNA polymerase II.
CUUCACUCCUCCAUUCCUCUUUCUCCGUUCAGUAAGGAAAGAAUCCUCUCUCUCUCUCCCCCAUGAGUGGACUGAAUAUUUUUAUGUGUGCAUCUUAACUGAUCACGCUUCAUCCGUCUCCUCCUUGCUGUGCUCCUCUUACAAAAGGUGACUCCUUCGACUUUUGUUUUUCGACCAUGAACUUCUCUCGGAUUUAAGGAGUUUCCAGAUUAGGCGGCGUGAACAGUCGAUGGGUGAAACACAGUUCCAGAGGGCCAUAGAGGAGACGCGUUCUUUCAGUGAGAGACUUUCUCGACCCUCGAGGAUUGAUUUGGGUUUUGGGGCGAGCCGAACACAGGCGGGCGUGACAGAUCUGAUUAAAAAAUAGCCAACCUCUAUCCCAGUUUUUUCCCCUGGACCACGAUGGGUUCAGACGUCCGCGACCUGAACUCCCUGCUGCCCCCGCUCCCGGCGUGCCCCAGCCCCGGAUGCCCGGCCUUGCCCGUCAGCACGGCCCCCCAGUGGGCCCCCGUCCUGGACUUCCACACCGCCGCCUCCCCGUACUCCUCCCUGCCCACGCCGCACGCCUCCCUGACCGCCCCGCACACCUCACUGGGGCCGCACUCCUUCAUCAAGCAGGAGCCCAGCUGGGCGGCCGCCGGUGACCCCCACCAUCACGAAGCCGACCCCCACUGCGGCCUCAGUGCAUUCACCGUCCACUUCUCCGGCCAGUUCACCGGCACCGGGGCCUGCAGGUACGGGGCUUUCGGGGCUCCGCCGCCCCCGAGUCAGCCACCGUCCGUGGCGGCACCUCACCACCACCAGCCCCCCGGGAGGAUGUUCAGCACUCCGCCGUACCUGACCAACUGCAUGGACACGCAGCAGGGGGGACGCAACCAGACAGGCUACAGCGCGGUCGCAUUCGAUGGAGCCGGUAAUUACGGUCACACUCCUACUCACCACAGCUCGCAGUUCUCCAACCAUUCAUUCAAGCACGAAGGCGCUUUAACCCAGCAAAGUACGAUGGCGGAGCAGCAGUACCCCGUACCUCCACCUGUCUACGGAUGCCACACGCCAUCUGACACCUGCACAGGCAGCCAGGCGCUGCUGCUGAGAAACCCUUACAACAGCCACGCGACGGGCUACGACAGCGACCCCAACACCCCCAUGCUGUACAGCUGCAGCACGCAGUACCGCAUACACACACACGGAGUCUUCAGGGGCCUACAGGAUGUGCGACGGGUGCCCAGCAUCGCUCCGACCAUAGUGCGCUCAGAGAGCAGCGAGAAGCGUCCGUUCAUGUGCGCCUACCCAGGAUGCAACAAGCGCUAUUUCAAGCUGUCUCACCUGCAGAUGCACAGUCGCAAACACACAGGGGAGAAACCCUACCAGUGUGAGUUCACAGACUGUGGACGGAGGUUCUCUCGCUCUGACCAGCUGAAACGACACCAGAGGAGACACACAGGAGUUAAACCCUUCCAAUGCGAGACGUGUCAGAGAAAGUUCUCUCGGUCUGACCACCUUAAGACACACACCCGGACUCAUACAGGUAAAACAAGCGAGAAGCCGUUUAACUGCCGGUGGCCAAACUGCCAGAAGAAGUUUGCCCGGAGCGAUGAGUUGGUGCGACACCACAACAUGCACCAGAGGAACCUCACCAAGCUCCAGCUUACCAUCUGAGUCUUUUGUCAGGCCGUGUCCCAGUUUCAAAUUAAAACACCCCGGUUUCAUCUUCUUUUACCUUCUGUCUGUGGUUAUUAGUUAAACAGCUGGUGAUCACCUUUGUCCUCCAGAAACCAGCCUGGGUUUUUUAAUUUUUAAUUUUAUUUAAAAGGUAAAAAAGAAUAGUUGUUGGGAAAUGACAUAGCACAGUCUACAUAACAAGCUAAACAAGUGCAAAUUGAUCUCUAGACGGUGUGAGAUUUAGAGGAUAAGGCUGCCAAUAAUCCAUACGUUUUGUUAACAAACCCCUUAAAGGACAGACACUACUGCUGUGCAUUGACUGGAGUCACUGUGUUGAUAAAGUGGAGGUUUAUUGGCAAAAAAAGGCUGAACAUGACUUGGCUUUUAUAACAAUUUAACGCAAUAUUUGGUUUUAUGUCAUGUGGGCCAAUCCAAUACAUGGAAGCAAACAGCCCUUGUGUAUCACAUUGUAUUUCUAGUAAUUACAUGACUGUUAUUAUAAUAAGUUGUAACAUCCUUAUUAAUUGUGUUAUUAUGCAGUAUGCGAUGAUGAUGUCUCAUCAUAGACCUUCAAACUCACCGUCUCAACAAUCCCCAAAAGAACACCCCCAAAAUGCUGGGACUAUUUCCACUGACACUGGAGAUGUUAUAAAAUGGGUCACAAUCAUAUAUUUAUGAGAUUUGUUCUGUUUUUAAAGGCUUAAGCAUUCGUUUCAGAAAAUGUUCCUCAAACAGGUGUAAAUAAAAGUAAAACGUUUGUAUGUGGGUGUCAGUAGAUGAAGAUGAAGAAUAGAGCCCAUGUUUAUUGUAGGCGACGAACAAUUCUCCCAGUGCAACAGAGGACUCAUUGCUCAUGCUGUUUUUUGGACCACAGCCGAGGGCCACUGCAUCUGGGUUUGUGGCAGUGGGAAGAGACCUUGACCUGAUUUUGACCAGUGCAAGAAAAGGGCAACUUUUGUUAAUUGUUAUUGAGACACACGCGUCACCAGCGCUGAUUGAUGAGGAUUGGACAAUAGCGGUGCGCUUUCCUCUGCGGUUAGGGUGUCGAUGAAGCAUUACGUCAUUCAAUUUCACUCGUAGUCAUUAACCGAGAAAGCUCACCUCACUUAUCCUUUGAAAAACAAAUGCUCAUUUGAAUGAUAUUUUAAAAACAGAAGCCAGAAAAAACUGCAAAAAAAGUGUAAUUUCGCGAGAGAAAACAUUGGUGAGUUGUGGAGAUCAUUUUUGUAAUGUAGAAUUACAUUUGUCCCCAGUUAUUAGCCCUGUGUGAACAGCGACGUCAAAAGUCAGAUAUGCCUGUACACCUUCAAGCUUGUCUGCUGUCAAUAAAUCUUUAUAUUGAACAACUUAGGGAAGGCUAAUUUAUUAUCAUUUUGUUGUGGACAAAAACUGCUCUCACUGGAACGAUUUAAAGGGAGCGAGGUCCACUCAGUCUCUCUGCUGUAUCGCGUUUUCACACCCUCACAAUAAAAGAUAAUCCUGGGUCUGAUUUCAAAACAUCAAAGUAAGAGAAUAACCUACACUGUUUUUUAUUGUCAGGUUGGCAUUGAAAUAUAUAUUUGCAAACUUAAAUACAAAAAAAAAGAAGUAUUUUUGUUUUUGAGUAAUGGCAGGAUUGGAUUUAUUUUUUCUGUUCUGGCAGCGGUCUCAGGAGUCUCUUGUCUCUGCGGUGUGUAAAUAUUGCUGGACUUUGGCAGUGUUUUAGACUCUAAAAUAUGUCUGGUCGAACUGGCUCUGUGGCCGGGACAUUAUGGUCAAGAUGUAAAUAAUACUACUUCAACGUGGGAACUGAACUCUUUCCACGGGGAAAAACAUGUAACCAAACUGAUGUGUCUUAGAAGUGUCUCUGGAAGGCUCCAGGGAGUGUUUGUACUUUUCAUUUUUUCUGUAUUUCAUGUGUAUCAAUAUUUGAGUCAUCAAACAGCAAAUGUCAGUGAAUCAUUUUGUACUGAAACGUGUGAGAUGAAACAUGAACAUGAUUAUGGUUUCUCUCUGUUUAAAUGUACUGUGACUCUUUUCAUACAGCAUCGGUUUGCC